This is a messenger RNA of Alternaria arborescens, 1467 nucleotides long. RefSeq lists its product as hypothetical. Gene Ontology annotation, molecular function: RNA polymerase II cis-regulatory region sequence-specific DNA binding; DNA-binding transcription factor activity, RNA polymerase II-specific. The transcript is spliced from 2 exons. Bases 1 to 1467 code for a protein of 488 amino acids. Gene Ontology annotation, biological process: regulation of transcription by RNA polymerase II. NCBI's taxonomy places the organism in Eukaryota, Fungi, Ascomycota, Dothideomycetes, Pleosporales, Pleosporaceae. The record is from RefSeq and is a predicted model, not a curated record.
AUGGUUGACUACGCACAAUAUCCACCGAGCAUGCCUCACGACUUUGAGCUCUACUCCAGCAACCAAGAACAGCAUCUGGAUUUUCACCACAACUUGCCUUACGUGCCUGCCUCAACAUAUGCCAUGGAGCACACCUUCAGCGCCUCAUAUGACCACAUGGCUACCCUCGCAGAGAUGCAAAGGCCUCAAGACCUGCAAUACCAUUACAAUGCCAUCGCACAAGGUGUCAAGCCUUACCAGUAUCAGACCCCUGCCGGCUCUCCCCACUCAACUUCACAUUCUUUCCACGAGCAGCCUCCCAUUCUUUCUGCGUCUUCUGAAUCCGGUGCUUCAGUGUCGUCUUCCGCCAUGGGCUCCCCAUCACUUGUUCCACAUUUCAAUGACUCGUGGAGCACAAUGGGACUAGGGGUGACUACUGGAUACGAGUACCCAGGAAUGGUAGCGACAGAUAAAUCAUAUGUGGAUCCUAAUCUCAUUCAGCCAUUCGCAUUCGCGCCUCAGAGCCCAUACCCUGAGAUUAGGACUACCCCAUCUCCUUACUUCCCCAUCAUCGAGCAACCACCCUCACCAGCUCUCUCUCAACUCUCUUGCCACAGCCAGCGCCCCGGUUCGGCACGCAUCAAGAAGGGUAGCGCCAGCCCCUAUCUUCGUACUCAGCAAUACCAGCCUUACCCCCAGUACAAUGGUCAACGGCGAGGCUCUGUCAACUCUCUUCACUCGCACCACUCAGGCAAGAGUGGAAGCAGCUUCGACAACGAUGAGACCCGCGAGAAGGGAAUGUGCCCACUACCAGAGUGUGGGCGCGUCUUCAAAGACCUGAAGGCACACAUGCUCACCCACCAGAACGAACGACCGGAAAAGUGCCCGAUCGCAACCUGCGAGUACAACACCAAGGGUUUCGCGAGGAAAUAUGACAAGAACCGUCACACGCUCACGCACUACAAGGGCACAAUGGUCUGCGGUUUCUGUCCAGGCAGUGGUUCAGCGGCUGAGAAGUCGUUCAACCGCGCUGAUGUCUUCAAGAGGCACCUUACCUCUGUCCACGGCGUGGAGCAGAAUCCUCCUAACAGCCGCAAGAAGAGCCCAUCAAGCCGCAAGGCUUUCGGUGGCUCGCAACCCAACGUUGCUGGUACCUGUUCUACUUGCUCGGUUACUUUUGCCAACGCGCAAGAGUUCUACGAACAUUUGGACGAUUGUGUGCUGCGUGUUGUACAGCAAACCGACCCAAGUGAAGCCAUCAACCAACGCCUUCUUACCUCUGUUGCAGAGGAUCCGGACGUCACUGAGACUCUCGAUCGCAACGGUCUAUCUAAGAGCAUUGAGUACACAGUACCCAACUAUGCCGAGGAUGAGGAAGAUGACUAUGAGGAAGAGGAAGUCGAUAACGAUGACCACGACGAUGCCACAUAUGGCUCCCGCCGCGGCCGCUCAGGCAAGGGAGGCAUCAAAUCCUCGAAGAAGGAUUGA